AUGGGUGAGGAGAUUUCAAACAUAGUGAACCUGGAUUUGAAUUUGGGUCCUUUCCCUGAGGUAAGUCUCGAGCCAGCAACGGAUACUGCUGUUGUGUAUUUUCCUGAUUGGGCUAAUGGACCAUUGAAUGGAGAAUCUGAACCUCUGAGAAGGUUUUGGACACGGCACAGGUUGCGUUUAACACAGAUUGAUGUACUUCCGGUUCCUGCACAGACACAUAGCCCACUGAUAGAGUUGAGUCAGUUAAUGAUCCCUUCUGCCUUACCAGCUGGUGGAGAAAGAGUCAGCGAGGAGGAGUCUAAAAAGUGUGAGAAUGGGAACAAAGUGGUUGAAGAAGAGAAUGUGAAAGUGGAGAAGAGAGUUAUUGAGAAGAGCGUUGGAAACGACGGGAGCUUUUUCGAUUGUUAUGUAUGUUUGGACUUGUCCAAGGAUCCAGUUGUUACUAACUGUGGCCAUCUUUUCUGUUGGUCUUGUCUUUACCGCUGGCUACAGGUCUCAGAGGCGAAGGAGUGUCCUGUUUGCAAAGGGGAAGUAUCAGUUAAAACCUUGACUCCAAUCUAUGGCCGUGGGGAAAAAGGCAAAAGACAGUCUCGAGAGAAGGUUUCAGAGACCAACAAGAUCCCUUCAAGACCUCAAGCAAGGCGUGUAGAGAGUCUGAGGACUACACUUGAGAGGUCAGGUUAUGUAGGGACGGAAAUGAUUAGACAUUUAGAGGAUGGGAUACAAAGAGAAUCUACUAGGAGUGGAGAAAGACCAGCUAGAGCGUUUAUUAACCGGCUUAUGUCUUCAAGAGGAGUUAGAGCAGAGCAGAUACAGUCUACUGCAGCAUUGGUCUCAAGCAUUACCUCUGAUUAUGAAAGGGAAAGCAGACAGCUGAGGGUCCCCCCUCAAGGUAUGUCUAUCCAGAGACAGAUGCAGGCAGCAGCAAGGGUAUCGUUUCCUCCUGUUUUGACCUCUGCUGAAAGAUUAGAGGAUACUUAUUUGAUGGCACAUGCAUUUGAUGAGCAACUCAACGUUCCUAGUGUUGGUGCUGAAGAUAGAGAUUCGUUCUCAAGCAUAAUAGGGGUAAUGAACUCAGAGAGUCAAGUUGAUACUGCAGCUGAGACUGAUUCUACGGUGACUGUUUCAACUUCUUCCUCUGUGAGAAGACCACAUGAGAAUGGGUCAAGGGUCUCUGAUGUAGACAGUGCAGAUUCUCGUCCACUGAGGAGAAGGAGAUUGGCUUAA
Messenger RNA from Eruca vesicaria subsp. sativa (arugula), 1227 nucleotides. The record is from the annotation of a GenBank genome assembly. NCBI's taxonomy places the organism in Eukaryota, Viridiplantae, Streptophyta, Magnoliopsida, Brassicales, Brassicaceae.